Molecule: messenger RNA, 321 nt
Organism: Penicillium olsonii
Lineage: Eukaryota; Fungi; Ascomycota; Eurotiomycetes; Eurotiales; Aspergillaceae
Source: the annotation of a GenBank genome assembly
AUGUCUGCCCGUCGUCCUCACAACCAGUCCUAUGCCGAUGUUGCUGCGAAGCCCGCGCCGAAAGGCAACUCCGACGUGACCCCAGCGGUCCCCGCCGAUGUGAUCUACAAGCUCCUCGGCUUUACCGCAGCCAUGGUCGCUGGUCCCAUUGGGAUGUACUUCUUGACCGUGAACACGAUCUUCAGCGGGAGCUCAACACUCGCGGGUAUAACCGCAGCCGUCACCGCCAAUGUGGUCUUGUUCGCUUACAUCUACGUGGCCUGGAUGGAGGACCAGGAGGACCGACAAGCGCCCAAGGCGGACUCGAAGAAAGCGCAAUAA